Molecule: messenger RNA, 915 nt
Organism: Galeopterus variegatus (Sunda flying lemur)
Lineage: Eukaryota; Metazoa; Chordata; Mammalia; Dermoptera; Cynocephalidae
Product: phosphatidylinositol phosphatase PTPRQ-like
Exons: 7
Coding region: 1-915 (304 amino acids)
Biological process (GO): protein dephosphorylation
Molecular function (GO): protein tyrosine phosphatase activity
Source: RefSeq, a predicted model, not a curated record
AUGCUAACACAGUGUUUUGAAAAAGGGCGGAUCAGAUGCCAUCAGUAUUGGCCAGAGGACAACAAACCAGUUACUGUCUUUGGAGAUAUAGUGAUUACAAAGCUAAUGGAGGAUGUUCAAAUAGAUUGGACCAUCAGGGAUCUAAAAAUUGAGAGGCAUGGGGACUGCAUGACUGUUCAUCAGUGUAACUUUACUGCUUGGCCUGAGCAUGGGGUUCCUGAAAACAGUGCCCCUCUAAUUCACUUUGUAAAGUUGGUUCGAGCAAGCAGAGCGCAUGAUACCACACCUAUGAUUGUUCACUGCAGUGCUGGAGUUGGAAGAACUGGAGUUUUUAUUGCUCUGGAUCACUUAACACAACAUAUAAAUGACCAUGAUUUUGUGGAUAUAUAUGGACUGGUGGCUGAACUGAGAAGUGAAAGAAUGUGCAUGGUGCAGAACCUGCAUGGGGAUUGCAUGACUGUUCAUCAGUGUAACUUUACUGCUUGGCCUGAGCAUGGGGUUCCUGAAAACAGUGCCCCUCUAAUUCACUUUGUAAAGUUGGUUCGAGCAAGCAGAGCGCAUGAUACCACACCUAUGAUUGUUCACUGCAGUGCUGGAGUUGGAAGAACUGGAGUUUUUAUUGCUCUGGAUCACUUAACACAACAUAUAAAUGACCAUGAUUUUGUGGAUAUAUAUGGACUGGUGGCUGAACUGAGAAGUGAAAGAAUGUGCAUGGUGCAGAACCUGGUGAUGUUGAGCUUGAAUGGGAAGAAACCACCAUGUGAAUAUUCAGAACAAAGAUUACAAGUGGACGAUAUUUUCAAAUCCCAGGGGCCAAAAUUACCCCCUCGGUCUUCAGAACUGAAAUGUGCAAUCUUAAAGAAAUCUGCAUGCUUCCCACGCUGUGCCUUACUAAGUGGAUUGACCAUUUUAUGA